AUGUUACACGUGUGGUGGGCUACUUCUGGGCAGCCACUGGCUUCCGUGACGCAAGAGGAGCUGAGUGAUGUCAGGACUCUGAAGCAGCAUCUGCGAGCCCUGCACGGCUUCCCCAUAUGUAUUCAGCAGCUCCUUCAUGAUGGCCAUUGCUUGGAGGAUGGUUGCAAGCUGGAAGCACCCAUGGACUUACAGUUGGUCCUCUUGACCGUCUCCAAUACACAGGGCGGACAAGCCGAAGCUGAGUUGGGUCUGGCCGCAAUCCAGGGCCACGUCGAGGUGGCGCGGUUUCUGCUGGCGGCAGGACCAGAAUGGUCAGAAGGCCCUUCCCCGCGCUUCUGCCCAGGGCAACUUGGAGAUGGUGCGAUUGCUGCUGGAAGCUGGCGCAGAUAA
Molecule: messenger RNA, 390 nt
Organism: Symbiodinium natans
Lineage: Eukaryota; Dinophyceae; Suessiales; Symbiodiniaceae
Source: the annotation of a GenBank genome assembly